UUCCAUCAAAACAAGCAUACGUAUGUCGAUUUAGCCAUUGGAUUUCUUUUUUCAUUGGUGAUCCAGAAAAUCUGCAUCGGCGGUAAUUGUGUGUAUUUUUAUCGGGAAAAAUUCAAUUUGAAUAAUGGCACAAAGAAAACGUAACAUUGAAUUUGCUAAACCAGAAGAGCCAUCAUUUUUGAAAAAAAUGAAAAAUCAAAUGGGCAUCCAGAAGGAUUUUGUCACCAUCGAUACAAAGAAAGAAAAACUUGACAAAAAAGAUUUAGAAUAUCGUGAUGAAGAACCUGUUUAUGUGGUGGAAGAAUCAUCCGGAAUUACUGAAAAAGAAUUGGAAAAUUUCAAAGAACAAACAAAACAAGAAAAAGAAUUCAAAAAAGAUGAAGAAUUACUUGAACAGCGAAUAAUUUUUAAAAAACCAGAUAAAUCAAAAAUCAACGAUAAUGAUGAUCAACAACAAGGCUCAACAUCAACAUUUCAAACGACAAAGAAAACAAUAAAUUCAUCAUCAUCAUCAACGAUGAAUUUUCGUUCGAAUUUGAUGAACAAAGAUAAGAUUAAAAAGGUAAAAAAUUCCAGUCUUUUAUCAUUCGAUGAUGAUGAUGAUAAUGAUGAAGAUUAAGCGAUUAAUUGUCAAAUAUUUGUCAUUGUAUAAACC
Molecule: messenger RNA, 655 nt
Organism: Dermatophagoides pteronyssinus (European house dust mite)
Lineage: Eukaryota; Metazoa; Arthropoda; Arachnida; Sarcoptiformes; Pyroglyphidae
Source: RefSeq, a predicted model, not a curated record